AUGAGAGAGUUACGAAUGCGGACAGGCAGUGCUUUUAUCGUUGUAUUCUCCUACGACUCCGUUGACUCUCUCCACGAGGCCAUCCGACUUCACACCGACCUUCAACGCGUCAAAGGAGAAAGGUUUGAUCCCAAAAGCGUAAUCUUCGUGGGGAAUAAGGCGGACCUCUUAACAGUUCCAUCGAUUGUGGAGGACGGAGAUGGGGAACGAGUGGUGGAAGGCAUGGAUACAGAGGAAGAGUCAUCACGACGGUCAAGCGGAUCAGCAGUGUCAUCGACAGCGGCAGCAGCGGACGAGUUGCAGACGACAGCACGAUCCCUACUAGAUCGUCUCGGUUGCCCACUUAUCGAUACAAGUGCCCGCCUCGGUUUUAACGUCCUCGAGGUCUUCCAUUCAGUCCUCUGGCCCAUGCUGCUCUCCAAUUCAAACCUUGCUGGUCGGGUGACUCCUGCUGACAUCGCUAGUGGGCAUUGUGGAGAGGACUCACCGAAUCGAUGGCUUCAGGAUAUUGAAGCUGUCAACAAAAAAAUCAGUUGGCCUUGGGGAGACAUCUCAGAUCAUCUCGUGAGUAGCGCAUAA
Molecule: messenger RNA, 579 nt
Organism: Hydatigera taeniaeformis
Lineage: Eukaryota; Metazoa; Platyhelminthes; Cestoda; Cyclophyllidea; Taeniidae
Source: the annotation of a GenBank genome assembly